GCUGGGCUCAGACUGAAGCAGACAAAGGCAGCAGAGAGAGGAGAGACGGCGUGCAGCUCACACACACCUCCACUCCCACACACACACACACACACACUCACUCACACACCCGCACGCGCGCGCAGGCUCACCAUAACUGUUCCCCACCACACCCUGUUAUUCUCAACCACCAUCCCUACGAGUUGUCAUGGAGCCUGACUUUGGGCAUUUUGAUGAGAGAGACAGGACGACCCGUACCCCGCGGGGUGGACGCAUGAAUGGACUUCCUAGCCCCACCCACAGUGCCCACUGUAGCUUCUACCGCACACGCACCCUGCAGGCCCUCACCAACGAGAAGAAAGCCAAAAAGGUGCGCUUCUACAGAAAUGGGGACCGUUACUUCAAGGGCAUUGUGUACGCUGUGGCCAAUGACCGGUUCCGCACCUUUGACGCUCUCCUGGCGGACCUCACGCGCCUGCUCUCCGACCACAUCAACCUGCCUCAGGGAGUCCGCUUCAUCUUCACCAUUGAUGGGUCACGCAAGAUCUCUACCUUGGAUGAGCUUGAGGAAGGACCAGUGUUGGAUCCAGAACAAGUUACCUGCCUUCAAGAUUUUUUUGGCGAUGAUGACGUCUUCAUUGCGUGCGGACCGGAGAAAUUCCGCUACGCUCAGGAUGACUUCUCACUGGACGAGAACGGUGUGUUAAUGUAA
Molecule: messenger RNA, 691 nt
Organism: Nematolebias whitei (Rio pearlfish)
Lineage: Eukaryota; Metazoa; Chordata; Actinopteri; Cyprinodontiformes; Rivulidae
Product: neuronal migration protein doublecortin-like
Exons: 4
Coding region: 188-691 (167 amino acids)
Biological process (GO): intracellular signal transduction; retina development in camera-type eye; axoneme assembly
Cellular component (GO): axoneme
Source: RefSeq, a predicted model, not a curated record